Molecule: messenger RNA, 2045 nt
Organism: Musa acuminata AAA Group (dessert banana)
Lineage: Eukaryota; Viridiplantae; Streptophyta; Magnoliopsida; Zingiberales; Musaceae
Product: calcium-dependent protein kinase 29-like
Exons: 8
Coding region: 264-1799 (511 amino acids)
Biological process (GO): intracellular signal transduction; peptidyl-serine phosphorylation; protein autophosphorylation
Cellular component (GO): cytoplasm; nucleus
Molecular function (GO): calcium/calmodulin-dependent protein kinase activity; calcium-dependent protein serine/threonine kinase activity; calmodulin binding
Source: RefSeq, a predicted model, not a curated record
GAGAAUAUCGAUUCCUUUGCGUUAUCCGGCAGCAUACUUUGAAUCUUCUUUCCCGCGUCGAGAUCGACAGACAGCUCAAGGAGCAUAAAGAAAAGAAGGGGGAAAAGGAAAGUAGAACCAGAGGUGGAGGAAGAAGAAAGGUAGCAGAACCGACCUCCUCCUCCUCCUCCUCCUCGUAAAGUCUAUUUAAAACCCAUUAGAAAUCACCAAGCAGCCGAAACAAGAAGACGAGAGUCGCAGAGGAAGACGAAUCCCGAGCGCCAAUGGGGAAUUGCUUCAACAGAACCUACGAAAUUCCCAUCACCUCCGGCCCUGUCAAGCCUCGACCUCCGCCUCCACCCGCUGCCUCCCUUCCCAAGAGUGAUCCUUCGAAGCCCAAACAAGCACUAUCCUCCGUCGGCAGAGCACCUUCCUCAGCCAAGAUCGGACCGGUUCUGGGGAAUCCCAUGGUUGACGUGACAUCCCUUUAUGCGCUCGACAAGGAGCUUGGCCGCGGCCAAUUCGGGGUCACCUACCUGUGCAUGGAAAAGUCGACAGGCCGGAAGUACACUUGCAAGUCGGUGUCGAAACGCAAGCUUGUGACCAAGCGUGACAUGGAGGACAUGCGCAGGGAGGUGAUGAUCCUGCAGCACCUCACCGGCCAGCCCAACAUCGUGGAGUUCAAGGGCGCGUACGAGGACAAGGACAGCGUGCACCUCGUAUUGGAGCUGUGCUCCGGCGGGGAGCUCUUCGAUCGGAUCACCGCCAAGGGAAGCUACUCGGAGAAGCAGGCGGCCGCUGUGUGCAGGGACAUCGUCAACGUGGUGAAUGUGUGCCACUUCAUGGGCGUGAUGCACCGGGACUUGAAGCCGGAGAACUUCUUGCUGGUGAGCAAGGACGAAAAUGCUGAGCUCAAGGCUACAGACUUCGGACUCUCCGUCUUCAUUGAAGAAGGUAAAGUCUACAAAGAUGUGGUAGGAAGUGCAUAUUAUAUUGCUCCAGAGGUGUUACUGAAAAACUAUGGGAAGGAGAUUGAUGUAUGGAGUGCUGGGGUCAUACUGUAUAUUCUCCUCAGUGGUGUGCCACCGUUCUGGGCAGAAACGGAGAAAGGUAUAUUUGAUGCAAUAUUACAAGGGUACAUUGAUUUCGAAAGUCAACCAUGGCCAAAAAUAUCCCGUGGUGCAAAGAACCUCAUCAGAAAGAUGUUGACAAAAGACCCCAAGCGGAGAAUUACUGCUGCUCAGGCCCUUGAGGACCCAUGGCUGAAAGAAGCUGGUGAAGCAUCAGAUAAGCCUAUUGACAGUGCAGUUCUUACCAGAAUGAAGCAAUUCAGGGCGAUGAACAAGCUAAAGAAACUUGCGCUGAAGGUAAUCGCAGAGACUCUUUCAGAAGAGGAUUUAAAGGGAUUACAACAUACGUUUAAUAGCAUAGACACCGAUCGGAGUGGCACAAUUACACUUGAAGAAUUGAAGACUGGAUUGAGAAGGCUGGGAUCGAAGCUGACCGAAGAUGAGAUCAAGCAACUCAUGGACGCAGCAGAUGUAGACAAGAAUGGGACUAUAGACUACAUUGAAUUCAUGGCUGCUACGAUGCAUCGCCAUAAACUAGAGAAAGAAGAGCAUUUGUUGAAGGCCUUCGAACACUUUGACAAGGAUCAUAGCGGGUAUAUUACAAGAGACGAACUGAAACAUGCCAUGUCACAAUAUGGAAUGGGUGAUGAAGCAACCAUCAAUGAAGUACUUGAUGAUGUUGAUACUGAUAAAGAUGGUAGAAUCAAUUAUGAAGAAUUUGUAGCAAUGAUGAGAAAAGGCCACACAUAAUUCUGGAGAAAGCAGGAGACAAGCAACUUGUUUUCCUUCGAAAAUACAAAUAAAAUCCAUCCCAAAAUAAAGCGAGAGGCUCUGAAUGAUCAAUAAAGCAUUGUGUAUGUAUCCGCUAAGCAAAUACUGAUGUUUCAGAUAUGUGUAAAUUUCAGAAAUGAAUCCAGGAUGCUGAUUUCUUGUGUAAGACCAAUUAUGAUUGGAAGAAUUAUAGCGUAUCAAUUGUAGUGCUGUCUUCCAUUGAAA